AUGGCGGAAGAGGUCAAAAUCGAUAGAGAGCUUUUUCACAGCCGUCUCUCUCACCUGAUCUCUACUUGGAAGAAUGACAAACGAUCAUCAACCGACGCGUUGUUUGCUGGAGCUGGCUCAAUAGUGAUAAUACUUGGGAAGAACGAAGAAGUUCCAACAUAUCACAAAAGUAAUGCUCUGCAUUCAUGGCUACUGGGCUACGAAUUUCCAGCUACUUUGAUGGUAUUCACGCCAGAAUCCCUCACCGUUGUCACAACUGCGAAAAAGGCAAAACAUCUUGAAGCGCUGAAAGGUGGCAAGAUUCAUCUCGAAGUUCUGGUGCGAGGCAAAGAUUCAGAAGAGAAUGCAAAACAGUUUGAAAAGUGCCUAGAUGUCAUCAAAUCUGCCGGAAAAAAAGUCGGAACCUUACCAAAAGAUACUGCCGCGGGGCCGUUUGCCGAUGAGUGGAAGAAAGCCCUUGGUGAUGUUUCAAAGGACGUCGAAGAGGUUGAUAUCUCCACGGCACUAUCCGCUGCGGCUUUCUCCGCCAAAGAUGAGACUGAGCUGCGUUCAAUGCGCAACGCCUCGAGAGCAUGCACAGGCAUGCUAACCGAAUACUUUGUGGAGGAAAUGUCGUCGAUACUGGACGAGGAGAAGAAAGUCACCCACAAGAGCUUGCAAGACAAGAUCGAUGGGAAACUCGACAAUCCCAAGUUCUUCAAGGGUCUCAAGACAAAAUUACCUUCCGAUUUUGAUAGCAGCCAGCUUGAUUGGGCGUAUGGCCCCACUAUCCAGAGUGGUGGUCAUUACGACUUGAAAUUAUCGGCGCUCUCGGACGACAAGAACCUUCACGCUGGCAUCAUCAUUGCGGGACUCGGGCUACGUUACAAGAGUUAUGCUUCGAUGGUCGCGCGAACUUUUAUGGUGGAUCCGAACACGUCUCAAGAGCAGAAUUACAAAUUAUUGAGUUCGAUACAGGAUAUGCUGAUACGUGAGGCCCGGGAGGGUGUAGUAAUCAGAGACCUUUACAACAAAGCUAUUGCCCUUAUCAAGAACAAGAAACCGGAUCUAGAGAAACACUUUUUGAAGAACAUCGGUGGAGGUGUGGGCUUUGAGACUCGAGAUCCAACUCUUGUCAUCAAUGCACGAAACACAAGGCAAUUGAAAGACGGCAUGACCUUAACGUUGGCUCCUGGGUUCACCGAUCUCUCGAACCCGAGCCCACAGGACAAUAAGAGCAAGAAUUACAGCCUCUUCCUCUGCGAUACGGUCCGAGUCCUAGGCAAGCAGGAUGACGCAGCCAAUUUCACAAAUGGUGCUUCCAGUGAAAUUGGUACUGUCUCGUUCUAUUUCAAAGACGAAGAGGAAGACGAAGCGCCCAAGGAAAAAUCGAAGAAGAAAGACCCAAAAGUCGGCGCAGUUGCAUCCAACAACAUUGUGAAGACCAAACUUCGAGAUAACCGUGGAAAGCAAACCGAUGAUGGUGCGGAGGCUAGGCGGCGUGAGCAUCAGAAAGAGCUUUCCGAGAAGAAACAACGCGAAGGUGUCGCCAAUUUCAGCGAGGCGACUGGUGAUGCCAACGGGGUUCAACAGAAGAAAUUCAAGAAAUUCGAGUCUUACAAGCGGGACAAUCAGUUUCCUUCCAGAGUGGGUGAGUUGGCCAUUGUAGUCGACGAAAAGGCUUCAACAAUUGUUCUGCCCAUCAUGGGCAGACCGGUACCUUUCCACAUUAACACCGUAAAAAACGCUAGCAACAGCACAGAGGGAGAAUUCGCCUACUUACGAAUCAAUUUCUUGUCGCCAGGCCAAGGCGUUGGACGCAAAGACGACCAGCCCUUUGAAGAUCCUACAGCUCACUUUGUGCGGAGCCUUACUUUUAGAUCGACAGAUGCUAAUCGUAUGUCGGAUAUUGCGGAUAAAAUAACUAAUCUCAGAAAGGCAGCGGUACGCCGUGAGCAGGAGAAGAAGGAGCUGGAGGAUGUUGUAGAGCAGGACCAGCUCAAAGAGUUGCGACAUGCAAGGCCACAGCACCUCGAUAAUUGCUACGUACGCCCAGGCUUGGAAGGUAAACGGAUAACUGGCGAGGUCCAAAUACAAGCGAACGGCCUGCGCUAUUUCGAUGCUCGUGGCCAGCGAGUUGACGUUCUAUUCAGCAAUAUCAAGCAUCUUUUCUUCCAACCCUGCACUCACGAACUCAUAGUCAUCAUCCAUGUGCACCUUAAAGAUCCUAUCAUGAUUGGUAAGAAGAAGGCUAAAGACGUGCAAUUCUACCGAGAAGCCACGGACAUGGCAUUCGAUGAGACCGGCAAUCGGAAGCGCAAACACCGCUAUGGCGACGAAGAAGAAUUCGAACAGGAACAAGAAGAGCGUCGACGCAGGGCACUACUCGACAAAGAAUUCAAGAAUUUUGCAGAGAAGAUCAACGCAGCUUCUCCCGACACAGGCACGGACAUUCCAUUCCGAGAACUUGGCUUCAACGGAGUUCCUAACCGCUCUAAUGUCCUCAUGCAACCAACACAAGACUGCCUUGUCCAGCUCACAGAACCUCCAUUCACAGUCAUCCCCCUGGACGAGCUCGAAAUCGUCCAUCUCGAACGUGUCCAAUUCGGCCUCAAAAACUUCGACAUGGUCUUCGUCUUCAAGGACUUCCAUCGGCCCCCAGCUCACAUUAACACCGUCCCCGUCGAAGCUCUCGAGAAUGUCAAAGACUGGCUCGACAGCGUCGAUAUCUCCUACAGUGAAGGCCCCCUCAAUCUUAAUUGGAGCACCAUUAUGAAGACCGUUACUGCGGACACCCACCAGUUUUUUAGGGAUGGCGGAUGGAGCUUCCUCACGAUGGAGAGCGAUGAUGAGGAAGAGGAGGAGGAGGAUGAGGAGAGCGCGUACGAGAUGAGUGAGAGUGAUUUUGGGGCGAGUGAGGAGAGUAGUGCGGACAGUGAGUUUGACCAUGAUGCUAGUGCUGAUGAGGGGGAUGCUAGUGAUGAUGAUGAGAGUGGGGAGGAUUGGGAUGAACUGGAGAGGAAGGCGAAGAAGAAGGACCGGGAGGGAGGAUUGGAUGAUGAAGAGAAGCCGAAAAAGAAAAAGAAAUAG
Molecule: messenger RNA, 3069 nt
Organism: Bacidia gigantensis
Lineage: Eukaryota; Fungi; Ascomycota; Lecanoromycetes; Lecanorales; Ramalinaceae
Gene: SPT16
Product: FACT complex subunit spt16
Exons: 6
Coding region: 1-3069 (1022 amino acids)
Biological process (GO): transcription elongation by RNA polymerase II; positive regulation of transcription elongation by RNA polymerase II
Cellular component (GO): FACT complex
Molecular function (GO): nucleosome binding
Source: RefSeq, a predicted model, not a curated record